GGGAUUUUUUUGGGGGGAUUUUUUUGGGGGGUCCCCCCGGGGGGAUUUUAUUUUGGGGGGGGUCCCCCCGCCCCCCGAGGAUGCCGCUGGCCGUGCAGUGGCCGUUCCCGGCGGAGCCGUCGCGGCGCUGGGCCCUGGCGAGCCGCGUGGUCACGGGGCUGGUGGGCACCUACAGCUGCGUGUGGACCCGGUACCUGAACCGGCUGAGGGUUCACAACGCCGAGGUUCUGCACGAGCUGGUGGAGAGGAGGGGUCCUGAGACCCCCCUGCUGACCCUGUCCAACCACGCCUCGUGCAUGGACGACCCCCACCUGUGGGGCUCUCUGAAGCUUCGGCACGUCUGGAACCUGCACAGGAUGCGCUGGACCCCCACCGCCGCUGACAUUUGUUUCACCCGGGAGCUUCACUCGAUUUUCUUCAGCCUGGGGCGCUGUGUGCCCGUGUGCCGAGGGGACGGCGUGUACCAGCGGGGAAUGGAUUUCAUACUGGAGAAACUCAACCAGGGAGACUGGGUGCACGUGUUCCCCGAGGGGAAGGUCAAUCUGGGCCAGGAGGUCGCGAGGUUCAAAUGGGGCAUCGGGCGCCUCCUGGCCGAGUGUCGCCGGGACCCCGUGAUCCUCCCGCUGUGGCACGGGGGGAUGAGCGAUGUCCUCCCCAACUGCCGGCCCUACGUGCCCCGGGUGGGGCAGCACAUCACGGUGGUCGUGGGGCGCCCGUUCAGCGUCCGGCCCCUGCUGGAGCGGCUGCGCCACGAGGGGACCCCCACGGUCCAGCUCCGCAAGGCUCUCACCGAUUUCGUCCAGCGCGAGUUCGAGGCUCUGCGGGGCCACGCCCGGACCCUGCACCCCCCUCCCCAAUAACUGGGGGGUCCCCCUGCCCCAAACCCACCCCAGAACUGGGGCUCACCCCAUAGCAAAACCCUCCUGCCCCAUAACUGGGGGUUUUACCCCAGAAUUUAGGUUUUUUACCCCAUAAUUUGGGUUUUUUACCCCAGAAUUUAAGAGGUUUUGCUCCAUAAUUUGAGGGGUUUUUUACCCCAUGAUUUGGGGUUUUCACCCCAUAAUUUGGGGUCCUGCCCCAUAGCAGGGGGUCCCUGGUGGAGUCCCUGCCCCAUAGAGAGGGGUCCCACCCCACAGGGACCCCCCCCCCAAAUGUGCACGGUGCCAAUAAAAGGUGAAACCUCGAAGGGGUCUCUGAUUUUGGGGUCCUAAAGGGAAUUUUGGGGGUCCCAAGGGGAAUUUUGGGGUCCUAGGGGGAAUUUUGGGGAUGCCAGGAUUGAAUUUUGAGAUCCCAAACCAACCAAGACCCAACCCAAGGAAUUUUUUUUUAAC
Catharus ustulatus (Swainson's thrush) is the source of this 1331-nucleotide messenger RNA. RefSeq names its product tafazzin, phospholipid-lysophospholipid transacylase (gene TAFAZZIN). Gene Ontology annotation, biological process: cardiolipin acyl-chain remodeling; inner mitochondrial membrane organization. The coding region runs from base 81 to 860 and encodes 259 amino acids. The record is from RefSeq and is a predicted model, not a curated record. Gene Ontology annotation, cellular component: mitochondrial membrane. Gene Ontology annotation, molecular function: 1-acylglycerophosphocholine O-acyltransferase activity. Lineage: Eukaryota; Metazoa; Chordata; Aves; Passeriformes; Turdidae. The transcript is spliced from 10 exons.